Messenger RNA from Trichoderma virens Gv29-8, 1017 nucleotides. RefSeq lists its product as uncharacterized. Gene Ontology annotation, biological process: alcohol metabolic process. Gene Ontology annotation, molecular function: alcohol dehydrogenase (NADP+) activity; zinc ion binding. The transcript is spliced from 3 exons. The coding region runs from base 1 to 1017 and encodes 338 amino acids. NCBI's taxonomy places the organism in Eukaryota, Fungi, Ascomycota, Sordariomycetes, Hypocreales, Hypocreaceae. The record is from RefSeq and is a predicted model, not a curated record.
AUGGCCGACAACAGUUCAACAUUCACUCUCGACAUCUUCAGAGGUACACCCGAAGGAGAGCUGGCUGUUGAACAGACGGCUCGUACUCUUGGCUAUGGCGAACUAUACAUUGAAACAACCCACUCAGGACUGUGUGGCACCGACCUUCACUACCUGGCACGUGGACGCAUUAUCGGCCAUGAAGGAGUAGGCAUUGUUAGACAGUUAGGUCCCGGUGUAUCAAGAGAUAUUAAAGUUGGAGAUCGCGUUGGGUUCGGUUACACACACAAGGUCUGCGGCACUUGUGAGUCUUGUUUGAGCGGUGAGGAUCAGUACUGUUCGUCACGAGUUGACUUUAACAGAAACGCCGACAAAAUGGGUACUAUUUCCUCGGGUGUGAUUUGGGCAGCCGACAUGGUCUUUCCGAUUCCGGACGGAUAUGACUCUGCUGAUGCAGCACCACUUCUCUGCGCGGGUUCUACCGUCUUCACGGUUUUAACUGGGCCCGAGGUCAAAUCAACUGAUCGAAUUGGCGUCAUGGGUGUCGGUGGCCUGGGACAUUUGGCCAUCAAACUCGCUGCAGCCAUGGGCCAUGAGGUCGUAGCUUUGUCAACCUCUGAAUCAAAACGACAGGAAGCACUUGAGUAUGGCGCAACAGAGUUUCUUGUCUACAAUUCAGAGAACCCGGCUCCAGCAGGCUUCAGGCCGUUGAAUCAUCUACUGCUGUGCGGAAAUACUGGAAGCAAAAACUUUAACAAUCUAAUUGAACUCCUGGCUGUGAAUGGCACAAUAUAUCCAUUGACUGUCUCUGCAGAGCAUACCCCUAUUGAUCUUGGGGAACUGACAGGUUUAGGAGCUUCCAUCAAAGGAUCUCUCACGGCUUCGCGCCGCACUAUCAGUGAUUUGAUUCGAUUCGCUUCUCGGCAUGGAAUCAAGCCAACAGUCAUGAAGUUCCCGAUGACGGAGGAUGGAAUCAAGGAGGCUAUUGAUACUCUGAGAAGUGGGAAGAUGAGGUACCGGGGAGUGCUGGUUCGGUAG